AUGUCUGGCGAAAAGAAACAAGAAUCCAAACCAAAGCCUUGCUGUGUUUGUAAGGAGGAAAAAUCAGCAAGAGACGAAUGUCUCUUAAUUAACGGUGUUGAUUCGCCGAAGUGUGAUUCUCUCAUCAAGGCGUACAAAGAAUGCAUGAAAGGCUAUGGCUUUGAGAUAUAA
Messenger RNA from Pichia kudriavzevii, 171 nucleotides. RefSeq lists its product as uncharacterized. Bases 1 to 171 code for a protein of 56 amino acids. NCBI's taxonomy places the organism in Eukaryota, Fungi, Ascomycota, Pichiomycetes, Pichiales, Pichiaceae. Gene Ontology annotation, molecular function: copper ion binding; copper chaperone activity. The transcript has 2 exons. Gene Ontology annotation, biological process: mitochondrial respiratory chain complex IV assembly. Gene Ontology annotation, cellular component: mitochondrial intermembrane space. The record is from RefSeq and is a predicted model, not a curated record.